CAAAGAGAAAGCAAGAAUGUCAGCCAAAUACAGAGGCCGAGUUUCAAUCCCCCAAAUUCGGCUCAUCUCUGCAUCUUCCUCCACAAGCACGAAGAACACCAACAGAAAAUCAGAGUCAAAAUGUCCUUCACGAUUCGACUUCAGUUCACCACAACCCAUCUAAGCCCCAACGGCAGUCCGGAAGCCCGAAGAAAACCCCACCAGAAAGCGAAACCCAUCUACCAUUCCAAUCAGUUGGCCAAGUCUCUGGUUGUCCGGAGAAUGUGCUCCGUUGGGUCGUCGUCCGGCGGCGCCUUGGCUGCGCGGAGCUCGCUGAUAGACCCCGACGGCGGCGCGCUGGUGGAGCUGGUGGUGCCGGAGGGCGAGAGAGGGCUGAAGGCUCGGGAGGCGGAGGCAAUGGCGAAGGUGAGGUUGACGAGGAUUGAUCUGGAGUGGGUCCACGUGCUUAGCGAGGGUUGGGCGAGCCCAUUGAAGGGUUUCAUGAGGGAGAAAGAGUAUUUGCAGAGCCUGCAUUUCAAUUGUUUGAGAAUGGGAGAUGGGUCUCUCGUGAACAUGUCGUUGCCGAUUGUUCUCGCCAUUGACGACGAGGACAAGGAGAGAAUUGGGGCGUCUGUUGAUGUUGCGCUGGUCGGACCCGACGGCGAUUUAGUUGGUGUUCUUAGAAGCAUUGAAAUAUACAAGCAUAACAAAGAAGAAAGAAUAGCAAGAACUUGGGGAACAACUGCUCCAGGGUUACCCUAUGUAGAGGAGACAAUCACUCCAGCUGGGAAUUGGCUUGUUGGUGGUGAUCUUGAAGUGUUAAAUCCUAUCAAAUAUAAUGAUGGUCUUGACAACUAUAGGCUAUCACCCAAACAACUCCGAAAUGAAUUUGACAAGCGCCAAGCUGAUGCAGUUUUUGCUUUUCAGCUGAGGAAUCCCGUGCACAAUGGUCACGCUUUGCUGAUGAACGAUACACGCAGGAGGCUGUUGGAAAUGGGGUAUAAGAAUCCAAUUCUACUACUUCAUCCAUUGGGAGGUUUUACAAAGGCUGAUGAUGUCCCUUUGGAUGUUCGUAUGGAACAACAUAGCAAGGUUCUAGAAGAUGGAGUUCUUGACCCCGAGACUACUAUCGUGGCCAUAUUUCCGUCACCCAUGCAUUAUGCUGGUCCAACAGAAGUACAAUGGCAUGCCAAGGCACGAAUUAAUGCAGGUGCAAAUUUCUACAUUGUGGGUCGUGAUCCAGCGGGGAUGGGUCAUCCUAUAGAGAAGAGGGAUUUAUAUGAUCCAGACCAUGGGAAGAAAGUGUUAAGCAUGGCUCCUGGCUUGGAAAAGCUAAACAUAUUGCCAUUCAGGGUGGCAGCAUAUGACACAGUGGGAAAACAAAUGGCAUUUUUUGAUCCUUCCCGGGCUAAAGAUUUUCUGUUCAUUUCUGGAACUAAGAUGCGGACAUAUGCAAGAAAUGGUGAGAACCCUCCUGAUGGUUUUAUGUGCCCAAAGGGUUGGGAGGUCCUGGUCAAAUAUUACAAGAGCCUGCAAACUGAAGAGAUUGCACAGGACAAACCAGCUGUUUUAUCCAUGUAGAGACAUAAUUUCAUGCUGUUUCAUUAACUUAUUUCUAGCAGGAGCAGGAAGGGGAAUUGACAAUGAGGUCUGUAGGAGGCCGAGAUAGUUGUGUCACUCAAUAGAUUGGAAAUUGGCUAUAGCAAUUUUAGUUGAGUGCUUCUUUUAUUUUAAUCCUGAUGGUUGAGAUGCUCUGCUGUUUGUGUUGAACUUGUAACAUUAAUGAUUUAUUUGCUAUUCAUUGUUUGAAGAAAGAUAGUUAUACAUUAGACACAUAUUGAUUUGCUCCUAA
This is a messenger RNA of Diospyros lotus (date-plum), 1831 nucleotides long. Its product is annotated as ATP sulfurylase 2. Gene Ontology annotation, biological process: sulfate assimilation. Lineage: Eukaryota; Viridiplantae; Streptophyta; Magnoliopsida; Ericales; Ebenaceae. The coding region runs from base 121 to 1560 and encodes 479 amino acids. The record is from RefSeq and is a predicted model, not a curated record. Gene Ontology annotation, molecular function: adenylylsulfate kinase activity; sulfate adenylyltransferase (ATP) activity. The transcript is spliced from 5 exons.